This is a messenger RNA of Xyrichtys novacula (pearly razorfish), 1577 nucleotides long. The record is from the annotation of a GenBank genome assembly. NCBI's taxonomy places the organism in Eukaryota, Metazoa, Chordata, Actinopteri, Labriformes, Labridae.
AUGUUUCCCAGUCCCAGCACGUCAACUCCCUUCUCUGUAAAGGACAUAUUAAACCUGGAGCACAGUCAUGACGCCUUGGUGUCUUCUCUGGAUGUCUCCUCUCGCAUGGACUGCUGCACUGUACCAACUCCUUCCUCCUCUUCCUCCUGUAUGCUGGCCCGUCUGAAGCAGGAGCCCCUCCGGGACAUGUCGUCCUCCAACACCUCCGGCUCGCUGUUUGGAGAAGACCUGCAGGAGUCCAGAGCCGGCAGAGGCAAUGCGCUCAACUUUGCGAACACCUUUUAUGGGAAAUCACUCUUUGAGAUGGAUUUAGUGAAGGAGGGAAAAUCGGACUCGUUUGAGGGGAAACGACGAAAAGGUGAGUAGAAUUUUGAUUUUGUAGGCCUUCAUGCGUUAAAAGGCCCACAGGUUCAUAUGCACUUAUGUAAGGAAAAUAUAACCGAUGCGUAAAGCAAGGAAUGCUUCUGCACUGGAUAAAAUAGGUAAAAUGUUUCAGAGCAUUUUAUCAGAUAUUUAAAAUCAAACUAACUUUGAGGUGAGCACUUUAAUAUAGGCCUGCUGGAGGACAACAGAAGCUUGAAUUGUAAAGAGAGGAAGCAAAAGAAGGAAUUUAUCCGUGUUUUAGAUGUUAAAAGUGGGUGUAAAUAAAAAAAAUAUAUAUAUUUUUUGCUAUUUUUCUUUAAAGUAUAGGCAAACAGCUUCGUCAAUUGUGGACAAGAGACUUGAAGCUCCAAGCAAAUUAACUGCAACCUUGGAUAUUAUGAUCCAUCCAGUGUUUAUGUAUCGUGCUUUUUAAUGCUUACAGUGUUGAAAUCAUUUUAGGUAUGACUUGUGCUGAGAUUUUUGUUUUUAAAACCAUUUCAGGCCCUGGAUUGUAUUUAAAAUUCUAUCUAAAAUAUAAAAAGGGAUUUGUGAUGAGUUCAUGUUUACAGAUAACUGUUUUUUUUUCUUUUUGGUAUACAGAGGAGUUCAGUCCUCCCAUAGCCCCUGUAGAGGAUAUAAAACCGGAGGAUCCAGACCGACCGAAGCCCCGCAGACGCAGAAAGCCGCGCGUGCUUUUCUCGCAAGCGCAGGUGUAUGAGCUCGAGCGCCGCUUCAAGCAGCAGAGGUACCUGUCCGCCCCAGAGAGAGACCACUUGGCCGGAGUCCUCAAACUGACCCCUACACAGGUGAAAAUCUGGUUCCAGAACCGGAGGUACAAGUGUAAGCGGCAGCGGCAGGACCAGAGCCUGGAGAUGGUGUCUCUGCCUCCGCCCAGGAGGGUGUCUGUGCCGGUGCUGGUGCGGGACGGUAAGCCGUGCCUGGCGGCGGACACGGCGGCCUACAACCCUUCCUACAGCAUGGGUCACAUCAACCAUUUUACUUACAACAGCUACCCGGCCUUCAGCAACUACACCGGCUCCGGCUGCAACACGAACUAUGCCUGUAACUAUCCCGCAGCCAGCAUGCAAACUGUGCAGGGGUCCAACAACAGCGGGAACUACAUGAACUUUGCAGUAGGAGAGCUGAACAAUGUCCAGAACUCUUUCUCCUCCAGUAACGGCGUCUCCUCUUUACACGGCAUCAGGACGUGGUGA